AAAUUAAGCUCCCCUUCACCUUCGUCGUUUGGAUCCUCAACCACCAUCUCUUCUCGGGCUUCCAUGAGUUGACGUUCAUACUCUUCAAUGUUCCUCCGCUCAUGGAGCUCGUCCAGAUACGUCUUCUCCCAAGGUGUGAGCUCUCUUUCCAAACCUUCCAACAUCUCCAGAUCUUCCCAAUCCAACUCAUCCAUUGGCGG
This is a messenger RNA of Striga hermonthica, 200 nucleotides long. NCBI's taxonomy places the organism in Eukaryota, Viridiplantae, Streptophyta, Magnoliopsida, Lamiales, Orobanchaceae. The record is from the annotation of a GenBank genome assembly.